AUGAAUUCAUCGUCGCGGAAAUGGCGCUCCUCGACAUGGUUUAUUGUCACGCAAUGGCCGUGGCUCUGUUUACUGGUGUCUUCUGGAUUGACUCGGGUCGGACAUCUCUGGGCUGACACUAUUGUCGUAACAGACACCUUUCUCGCCAGCUUCAUAGUCCCUAUUGUUCCCUAUAUCGUGGAAGAUCGAUUGGGUCUCAAUCCUCGCUAUACACAAAGCAUUAGUUCCUGGCUGUUGGCGGAGAAUACGGCGGUCAGCGUCGUCGUCCGGAUGCCUCUCGCCCACUAUGCGGAUCAAUCUGCUUCCAAGCGAAGUUGGUUACUCUGGGCCCUGGUGAUAUGCCUAAUCAGUACCAUAGCUACUGCAUUUGCGCCAUCCCUGUUCGUCCUGUUCAUCGGUCGGUUUGUUCAGGCCUUCUCCAGCAGCAUCAUGUGGGUGGUGGGUUAUACGACCGUGGCAGAUAGCGUCCGACUUGGACAUAUCGGUAUGGUGUAUUCCAUGAUAUACACGGCGGUGUCGCUGGGAACCUCAUCCGAACCCAUGCUUUCUGGGAUCCUAUUCCAAUUGGCUGGAUACUGGUCGGCUUGGGCCUGUGCUUUUGCGGUGAUCGCGAUCGACAUAGGCUUCCGGCUGUUAAUGCUAGAGAAGAACUAUGAUGAAAAGACCGGCAAGUCCAUUCCCUCGCGGUCGCAGGCUCUCGAUCUGGGCCCACAGUCUGAGCGAGCUCCAUUUAUCGACCUCGAGGAUGCUGAUCUUGACCCCCAUGCGAAACCGAAAACGUCUCCAAAUUUUUACCGAUGCAUUUUCAGCAAGCGCAACUUUGUCUGCGGGAUAUAUUGCAGUUUCACGUUUGGCUUGCUAAUGACAACCUUCAAUACGACUGUGCCUUUGCAUGUUCGUGAAGUAUUCAACUGGGGCGGCAUGCCCUCCGGUCUCAUGUUUGCUGCGCUGCAGGCUCCGCGUUUGGUGAUGUCUCCAAUUGUCGGCUGGUUGAAAGACCGGGUAGACUCGCGAAUGCCCACGACUGCCGGACUUGCCAUCCUCGCACCCCUAAUGUGGUUAUUAGGAGUUCCGGGUAACCCUUCAUUCCCAUGGGCUAAUUUCGGGACAAGGGGUCCUGUUCUGUAUGUGUUGACAAUGUGUGCCAUCGGGAUCCAGUCCACAUUCUUGAAUGGAGGCGGGACAAUCGAAGCUACCAUGGCCGUUGAUGAGCUUGAUAAACAGUACCCCGGGGCCUUUGGGCCCAACGCUGGCAAGUCACGGGCCCUUACAAUGGUCAGUGUUUCUUAUAUACUGGGCGCCUGUGUGGGCCCUGUGUUGGCUGGAGCGCUCAAUGAGCGGUUUGGCUACUAUGUUAUGGGUUGUGUUCUUGCCGCACUAUGUGCUUUCUCUAGCGUGGUUUUAUUCCGUGGUCUUCUAUCGAGGCCGAAAUCUUGA
Molecule: messenger RNA, 1437 nt
Organism: Aspergillus affinis
Lineage: Eukaryota; Fungi; Ascomycota; Eurotiomycetes; Eurotiales; Aspergillaceae
Product: major facilitator superfamily domain-containing protein
Exons: 5
Coding region: 1-1437 (478 amino acids)
Biological process (GO): transmembrane transport
Molecular function (GO): transmembrane transporter activity
Source: RefSeq, a predicted model, not a curated record